AUGUCAGAUGCAAAAGAAAACCCACUAGAAGAAACAGAAGAUGACGUAGAAGCAGAAAUGGAAGAAAACUAUAAUCCAGAUUACCAAAAAAUAGAAGAAGAAUAUAAUUCUGAUUACCAAGAAGGAGAAGAAGAAGAAGAUUAUUCUGAUUACCAAAAAUCAGAAGAAGAGUAUAACCUAGAUUACCAAAAUCCAGAAGAAGAACGUAAUCCUGAUUACCAACAAUUUGAAGAAGAGGAAUAUAAUGCAAAUUACCAAAGACUAGAAGGAGAACAACAAGAAGAGUAUAAUCCUAAUAACCAGAGGAUCGGAGAAGAAGGAUAUAAUCUAAAUGACCAAAACAGGGAAGAAGAAAAAGGCAAAGAAGAUGUAUACAAUCUAAACUACCAAAAGAUAGAAGGAGAAGACGACGACGAAGAAGAAAAGUCACGUUACCAACAGGUAGAAGAAGGUGGCCAAAAAGAUGAAGAAGACUAUAAUGCAAAUGACCAAAAGGUAGAAGGAAAAGAAGAAAACCUGAAUUACCAAAUGGCAGAAAAUAUACAACAGGAAUCAGAAAAAGAAGACACAUUAGCAUGGAGGAAGUUUCAGGAGGAGGAAGCCCCAAUAGCAGAGGAAAUAGAAAAACUGGUUGGAAAAGAACAGGAGGGUGAGUUUGUAGAACAGGAAGACAUCAUGAAGGCAGGAGCUUCGGAGGAGUCCCUGGUGUCCACCACCACAGAAGGUGCUUUGUUUAAAAAGGACGACAGUGUCAAAGUCUUCCCCCUGACCAUGACUUGGGCAUUUGGAUGGAACAGCUCCCUCCCGGUCUUCAACCUUCAAGACGAACAGCACACCAUUCUUCUGUACGUCUGCGCGCACACCGCCAUCAUCUACGACGUUUUCAACAACAGUCAGCACCACCUUCAGGGCCACGCCAAUGUGAUCUCCUGUCUCUGCGUCAGUGAAGACAGGCGGUGGAUCGCCACAGCCGACAAAGGGCCCAACUGCCUGAUAAUCAUAUGGGACUCCUUCACAGGCAUCCCUGUGCACACGCUAUUUGACAGCUGCCCGGAAGGUGAUGGCAUCGGGGCGAUAGCCAUCACCCGAGACGCAAAGUAUCUGGCCACUAUCUCGGAUGGUAAAGUCCAGAAAGUUUGCAUCUGGAAGUGGACCUUAGCCGUGGAGACUCCUGCGUGCACUUUGAACCUGAACAAGGAGUAUGGUGUUCAGAACUACCUUACUUUUAAUCCAACGAAUAAUAAAGAGCUGGUGAGCAAUAGUAAAACACGGGCCAUAUAUUAUUCAUGGUCUGAAGAGAAAAAUAAACUUGCUCACAGUGCCCCACUUUUAACAGAAAAAACAUUCAACAAGCAUGUGGGAAAAUUUAGCCAGUCUGUCUUUCACCUGAAUGCCACCCAAAUACUGUCAGCCACAAUGGAGGGCAAACUGGUUGUCUGGGAAAUACGCCACCCGCCACCGUCCGCCACCACCUUCCUGGGCUUUCCGUACAUCAAACCUUGUAAACUGGUCCAUCUGCAGAAGGAAGGCAUCACCGUUCUGACUACAGUUGAUAGCUACAUUGUCACAGGUGACAUUAAGGGCAACAUUAAGUUCUAUGACCGCACCCUGGCCAUUGUUAACUGGUAUAGUCACUUCAAACUGAGCUCCAUACGGACCCUGUCCUUCUCUAAGAGCCUGCCAUCUGCGUCUGCUGAGAAAUCAAACUACCCUCCCGACUGUACUUUAAAAGGUCAACUUUUUAUGGUGAGGAACUUUAUCAUCGGCACGUCUGAUGCCACAGUGUAUCACCUAACAGCAGAUGGGACCAAACUCGAGAAGUUGUUUGUUGAGCCGAAGGACGCCAUCUGCACUGUGGCCUGCCACCCCUACCAGCCCCUCCUGGCCAUCGGCAGCUUCUGUGGGAUGAUCAAAGUGUGGAACUACGAGAAUAAAACCUACCUCUUCAGCAGGGUCUUUGAGAAGGGCCUGGGCGUGCAGAGUCUGACCUACAACCCGGAAGGGGCCAUUCUUGGAGCUGGCUUCACAGAGGGGACAGUUUACAUUCUUGACGCAAUGUCCUUAGAAAAUGAAAUCUCAGAGCCAUUCCGAUAUUCCCGGAGCAGCGUGACUCACAUAAGUUUCUCCCAUGACUCCCAGUAUAUGGCGACCGCGGAUACCAAUUACACUGUAGCGCUUUACUGGGUAGUAGUCAAACAUGGACAGAGGGUCUGGGAAUACUUAGCCAGACUUCAUUCUCAUCGCAAGAGCAUCCGGAGUCUCCUGUUUGGGGUGCACCUGGACAGCAAUGAGCCUCGGCUGCUGAGCCUUGGGAAAGACCGUCUCUUGAUCGAGUACAAUCUCCUCAAGACCUACAAAGACCACCUGGAAGUCCUGGACAUUCAUCGGACUGACCAGGGCUGCUACCCCACCUGCAUGGUCUGGUACCCACCACUCACCAAGGAACUCUUCCUGCUUAUUUGCAACAGCAGCUACAAAGUGAAGCUCUUCAAUUCCACCACAAAAAUGUGCAGAAAGACACUUCUUGGACCGACUUAUGGUUCUCCCAUUGAGCAGAUCCAGCUCCUCCCAGUGAAAACCACUAUUGAACUCCAGAAACGCUACUUGGUGUUUAUUAACAGAGACAAGGUCGGACUACAGAUCCUACCUGUAGAUGGCAACCCACAUAAGACAUCUGCUAUCAUUUGCCACCCCAAUGGGGUGGCUGGGAUGACCCUUUCAUACGAUGGCAACUAUGUGUUCACGGCAGGAGGACAUGACCGCUCAGUGGUGCAGUGGGAAAUUAACCUGAGCUCCCUGGAGGCAGCCGUUUCUCUUGGGGGUGAAGACUUGACCCCAUUUUAUGGUCUGUUGUCUGGUGGCAGAGAAGGACAAUUCUACAGGGAGCUGGAAGACUAUUUUUACUAUUCUCAGCUCCGCAGUCAAGGCAUCGACACAAUGGAGACCAGAGAGGUGUCAGAACACAUCUCCCUCUCAGAGAUCCCUAAUGUCAUGAGGGCCAUUGGCUUUUACCCCUCCGAAGAGACGAUUGACAAUAUGUUUAACGAAAUCAAGUUUGGAGAGUAUGUGGACACUGGUAAGCUAGUUGAGAAAAUAAACUUACCAGAUUUCCUCAAAGUUUACAUCAAUCACCGGCCGCCUUUUGGAAAUACCAUGAGCGGUAUCCAGCACAGCUUUGAUGUGUUGGGUUAUACCAACUCAGAAGGAAAGAAGGUUAUUCAACGAGAAAACUUCCUGAGCUUGCUUCUAACGAAAGGUGAGCACAUGACGAAGGAGGAGAUGUUGGAUUGCUUCGCCACGCUGUUUGGAAUUAACCCAGAGGGCUGGAAGUCGGAGCCUGCAACCUCCUUUUUCAAAGGUAUAGAGAUUUCCCUUGAAGAACUCCCUGACGAAAUCACAGCAGAAACAUUCGUGACUGAAAUUCUUGGCUUAACCAUUUCAGAAGUUUCCAAACAAGAUCUUAGGAGACGCUCCCGCACCUUGGCGUAA
Chrysochloris asiatica (Cape golden mole) is the source of this 3489-nucleotide messenger RNA. It is a transcript of the gene CFAP251, whose product is annotated as WD repeat domain 66. NCBI's taxonomy places the organism in Eukaryota, Metazoa, Chordata, Mammalia, Afrosoricida, Chrysochloridae. The record is from RefSeq and is a predicted model, not a curated record. The transcript has 22 exons. Gene Ontology annotation, molecular function: protein binding. Gene Ontology annotation, cellular component: sperm flagellum. Bases 1 to 3489 code for a protein of 1162 amino acids.